UCUGAUUGGAUGGUGGGGAAUGGAAGGAUGUAUACCCCUUGCAGACAGCACUAUUUUAUUAUUAGUAUGUUAUUACCUGGUGACUCUGAUGACACAGAUAAACCACCAGGUGAUCUUAGCAACUUGCUAAAAGAAUGCAAAUGACCAGCUGUCAUGGCCCCCAUAGACAAUGCCAUGAUCACUAAUUUCUGUUCCUUACCAAGAUACUUCUCAAUUGAAUACUAUUAAGUUGUUAAGUAGAAUUAUUGGUAGUUAUAGUACUGAUGUACCUGCAAAGUGCAAGCUUUCUCUGGCUUGAAUUAUCCUAAUGUCUAAUUUGAGGGAAAUCCUUAAAUAUCAUGUUGGGAAAUAAUAUUUUAAUAAGACACAAAUCUACUCAGAAAUCACUGAGCUCAGUGAAUCUUAUUCUCUGCUAAGCACAUGCACAAUUGCAACCUAACCCUGUUUUCAAAAAAAGAUUAUAACUAUGUUGUUAUUUAAUUCCUAUACAAUGCACAGGGCAAUCUGUAGACUAUUCUGAACAAAAAAAUUAUCAGAUCUAUAAUAACUGCUCAGCAUUAAUCCACUGUAACCUUGGAACUUGCUUGGCUUAAAUUUCCCAACUUUCUGUUCUGUUAACACUUAACCAAUACAAAUAAAUGGCUGCUGCAAACAACCAACCACUUUUCUUGUUUUUAUGACUCAUGUCUUUCAAAUAAACGUUGAUAUUUAUUAACAGUGGCAUGUUUUAUUGGAAGUGAAAGUGAUCUAUGCCCGCAGUACUAUUUACAUUGCUAUAUUAUUCCUAGGCUUCCCAUGAAUGUUUUUAAUCCAAUAGGAAUUUCUGCCCCUUGAAGGAAGAGAUUCUAUUGAACUAUCAUUUGCCUUACAGCUUGAUAUUUUUUAGCCAUGAAAAGAAACAUCUUCAUAUAUAUUAACCUUCUGAGCUUUGUAGUUGGAAAAGGGCUUGGAUGUUUCUGUGAUCAUUAUCCAUGGAGUGCUUGGUCCAGCUGUUCAAAAACGUGCAAUUAUGGAACACAAAGCCGAAUCAGGGCAAUAGUGCGAGAUGAUUAUUAUAAUAAGAAUUUUUGUGACCAACUGUGCCAAUGGGUUGAAUCUCGGGCUUGUAGCCAGCAAGCAUGUCCAAUCAACUGCCAACUCGGUGACUGGGAAGAGUGGUCAGAAUGUGACCCAUGUGUUAAAAAACAGUUCCGUGUCAGGCCUCUGCUACAACCAUCUCAGUUUGGAGGUCAGACUUCUUGUGGGCAGAUGGUGGAUGACCGGCCCUGUUUUCCAGAAAAAUUAUGUAACAUAGAGGAAGUGAACUGUGCAAAUAAGUUUCAGUGUGAUAACGGACGCUGUGUUGCCAGAAAGCUAAAAUGUAAUGGAGAAAAUGACUGUGGAGACAAUUCAGAUGAACAAAAUUGUCGGAAAAUAACGCUUGUCUGCCAGUCAAGACUGGAAAGCAUACCCAGUGUGCAACUCAUGGGCCUUGGGUAUCAUAUCCUGGCUGGAGAAACCUGUGGAGAAAUCCUUGAUUAUUCAUUCAAUAAUGGUAGCUGUGUGGUGCUGAAAAGUGAAAACCAAAGAACUAGAUAUCGUCUACCUGCUAAUCUCUACAACAUCAGUUUUGAGGUGAAAACUCAAGAAGAUGACGUGAUAACAAGGUCCUACACCAGCUUAACAUCCUUGGUCCGUUCUCAUGAUAAAACCUCCUCUUCUAGGCAUGUUUCGGGGGGUACUAGUGGAAUCCCUUAUUUCUGGGGGUCAAUAUCAACCACAACAUCAACCUCAUCUUAUCAGUUCAAGCAAGCCAUUAAAGCAUCCCAAAAAAUGUCUUCCAAUUAUAUUAGGAUCCAUAAGGUGUUUGCAGUUUCAAAUUUCACGGUGAAGGAGCAAGAUCUGCAGCUCUCUGCGGUGUUCUUAAGGUCUCUCAACAAUCUGCCUCUGGAGUACAACUAUGCCUUAUACAGCCGGAUUUUUGAUGACUUUGGGACACAUUAUUACACCUCUGGUUUAUUGGGAGCCAAAUAUGACCUUCUGUACCAGUUUAGUGAGGAAGAAAUAAAAAAUUCAGGUUUAACCACAGAACAAAUGGAAAGCUGUGUACAAACAGAGACACAGAAUUAUGUUUUCUUCUUUAAGUCAACUGAACAUCAUGGGUACUGCAGCCGAAAUAAGCUUACAGAACGCCAUGAAGGUUCCAUGUUGAAGUCAUCUGAACGGUCCAUUUCCCUGGUUAAGGGUGGGCAGGCACGGUAUGCUGCAGCUUUAGCCUGGGAGAGAAAAGGCUCUUUGCCAGGACACGAGAUCUUUAAUGACUGGCUGGAAUCAGCCAAAAACAAUCCAAGUGUGAUUGAUUUUGAGGUUUCCCCGAUUGUGGAUUUGGUGAAGAAUUUCCCAUGCUCUGCCACAAAACGUUUUAAUCUCAGGAAGGCCUUUUCUGAAUAUAUGAGCAAAUAUGACCCCUGUCACUGUGCCCCAUGCCCCAAUAAUGCUCAACCAGUUUUAUCAGAAACUGGAUGCCUCUGUGUAUGUAAGUCUGGAACAUAUGGAAGCAACUGUGAGCUGAGAGCACCUGACUACAAAUCAGUUGCAGUAGACGGCUACUGGAGUUGCUGGUCAGCAUGGAGUGCUUGUGAUGCAUCUUUUAAGAGGCAAAGAACUCGGCUGUGCAACAAUCCUGAACCCAUGAAUGGAGGAAAACCUUGUAAUGGUGACGCUGAAGAUGAGGAAUUGUGUUUUAUCCCAUUAUUUAAAAGCCAGGGUGCUACUUGUGUAAACGAUGAUGACUAUACUGAAGAAGGCCGGAUAAAACCUAAAUGUGACACAGGAUGUUUCACUCCAGAAGCACCAGAAAAUGGAUUGAUCAGGAAUGAAAAACCGUGCUAUGACGUUGGAGAACAAGCAGAAGUGCUUUGCUUCAGUGGCUAUUUUCGCUCAGGAUAUCCAUUUCUUCGCUGCCUUGCAGACAAAACAUGGGCACAACAGAACGUUGAGUGUCAAUGGUUGGCUUGUGACAAACCACCAGUUUCAGAUGCUGUCCAUCUGACCCCAUUUAAAAUUCAGUACGAUGUUGGGGACAAGGUCCACCUGAGCUGUCCUAGAGGGUACAGUCUUACAGGCCCAGGGACUUUCAUAUGUGGGGACCAAAUGUCCUGGAUCCCUGCUGUUCUGAACUCACUUGAUUGCAGGAAAAGUGAGCCACUUCAGGUCAAAGAUAAUUGCAGUCUUGGGAAAAAAGAGGUGGAUUCUCAUUGUGUCUGCAUAUCCCCGGAAGAGGACUGCAACACUGGCUCAGAAGGUAUCUGUGUAUUGGAUGUACAAUCUGAAGAAGCUGUUACAAAUCCUAGCUGUCAUUUUCUGGCCGAAAAGUGCAGGAAUGAUGAACAAGUCCAUUUUAUCCAUAAUGGACCUUGCAGUGAUGACACCAGGUUGACCUGGGCUAUUGAGAGAGCAAAUCUUUCAGCAAAUGCAAGAAAGAAAGAUCUGUGUGGAUAUGAUGUAUGCUAUGACUGGGAAAGAUGCUCAGAAGAAAGAUUGCAUUGUACUUGCCUUCUUCCAAAUCAGUGUCCAAAGAGUGAAGAACAGGUCUAUUGCAUUCAGUACGGGUCUAGAAACCAAAGGAGGACAUCAACCCUCUGUGUACUGGGAGCCAUGAAAUGUGCCAAUGUGAAGGCAAUGCUGUUGCAUCCUGGGAAAUGUGUGCCAUAAAAGGAGUGGCAAACAGAUAUCUGAUGUACUCAAUCCUAUUUCGAUCACAGUUCAAAACAAAUUCAUUGAAUUAAAAUGUUGAUAUAAGAACUGGA
Notechis scutatus (mainland tiger snake) is the source of this 3788-nucleotide messenger RNA. NCBI's taxonomy places the organism in Eukaryota, Metazoa, Chordata, Lepidosauria, Squamata, Elapidae. The record is from RefSeq and is a predicted model, not a curated record.